Octodon degus (degu) is the source of this 2608-nucleotide messenger RNA. It is a transcript of the gene Ccnk, whose product is annotated as cyclin K. NCBI's taxonomy places the organism in Eukaryota, Metazoa, Chordata, Mammalia, Rodentia, Octodontidae. Gene Ontology annotation, molecular function: cyclin-dependent protein serine/threonine kinase activator activity. Gene Ontology annotation, cellular component: cyclin/CDK positive transcription elongation factor complex; nucleus. Gene Ontology annotation, biological process: regulation of transcription by RNA polymerase II; positive regulation of DNA-templated transcription, elongation. The record is from RefSeq and is a predicted model, not a curated record.
UGGAGGUUGGAGUGCGGUAUGGCUACCUGCCGCGGCCCAUUGGCGAAAUCUCGCGUUCCAGUUUCCGCUCCCCUCUGCUAGCCCAUCGAGGGUGGAAGUCGAAGUUAGCGGGCGACGCGGGGCUGGAGUCUAACAUUUUCAGAAAACUUUGGAAAGAACAAGUCUACUUCAAUAAAUGAAGGAGAACAAAGAAAAUUCAAGCCCUUCAGUAACGUCAGCAAACCUGGACCACACAAAACCAUGUUGGUACUGGGAUAAGAAAGACUUGGCUCAUACACCCUCGCAACUCGAAGGACUUGAUCCGGCCACAGAGGCCCGGUACCGCCGAGAGGGUGCUCGGUUCAUCUUCGAUGUCGGCACACGAUUGGGACUACACUAUGACACCCUGGCAACUGGAAUAAUUUAUUUUCAUCGCUUCUACAUGUUUCAUUCCUUCAAGCAAUUCCCAAGAUAUGUGACAGGAGCUUGUUGUCUCUUUUUGGCUGGGAAAGUAGAAGAAACUCCAAAAAAGUGUAAAGAUAUCAUCAAAACAGCUCGUAGUUUAUUAAAUGAUGUACAGUUUGGCCAGUUUGGAGAUGACCCAAAGGAAGAAGUAAUGGUUCUGGAGAGAAUCUUACUACAAACUAUAAAGUUUGAUUUACAAGUAGAGCAUCCAUACCAGUUCUUACUCAAAUAUGCAAAACAACUCAAAGGUGAUAAAAACAAAAUUCAAAAGUUGGUUCAAAUGGCAUGGACCUUUGUAAAUGACAGUCUCUGCACCACCUUGUCACUGCAGUGGGAGCCAGAAAUCAUAGCAGUGGCAGUCAUGUACCUUGCAGGACGUUUGUGCAAGUUUGAAAUACAAGAGUGGACCUCCAAACCCAUGUAUAGGAGAUGGUGGGAGCAGUUCGUUCAGGACGUCCCUGUUGACGUGCUAGAAGACAUCUGCCAUCAGAUCCUGGAUCUCUACUCACAAGGAAAACAACAGAUGCCUCAUCACACCCCACAUCAGCUGCAGCAGCCCCCAUCUCUUCAGCCUACACCACAAGUGCCACAAGUGCAGCAGUCACAGCCACCUCAGGGCUCUGAGCCAGCCCAGCCCCAGCAGAAGGACUCGCAGCAGUCGGCCCAGCAGCCUCCACCACCACCACAGUCCCAGCAGCCCAAGAAGCUGUCUCCACAGCCCAGCCCUCCACGACAGGCGAAGCGUGCUGUGGUUGUUUCUCCCAAAGAAGAGAACAAAGCAACAGAACCACCACCUAAAAUCCCCAAAAUUGAAACCAGUCAUCCACCGUUGCCUCCGGCUCACCCUCCUCCAGACCGGAAGCCACCCCUCGCUACCGCCUUAGGUGAGACUGAGCCGCCUGGCCCAGUGGACACCAGCGACCUCCCCAAGGUCCAGAUUCCUCCUCCGGCCCACCCGGCCCCUGUGCACCAGCCCCCACCACUGCCACACCGACCCCCGCCCCCACCCCCAUCCAGCUACAUGACCGGGAUGUCUACCACCAGCUCCUACAUGUCGGGAGAGGGCUACCAGAGCCUACAGUCCAUGAUGAAGACCGAGGGCCCCUCCUACGGAGCCAUGCCCCCUGCCUACGGCCCACCCGCUCACCUUCCCUACCACCCUCAUGUCUAUCCCCCCAACCCACCCCCGCCCCCCGUGCCUCCUCCCCCAGCGUUUCCACCCCCCACUAUCCCACCCCCCACGCCCGGCUAUCCACCACCUCCGCCCACCUACAACCCCAACUUCCCACCCCCACGCCUGCCCCCCACCCAUGCAGUCCCACCUCACCCCCCUCCAGGUCUGGGCCUGCCCCCUGCUAGCUACCCGCCUCCUGCCGUCCCCCCAGGAGGACAGCCACCGGUGCCCCCUCCCAUCCCCCCUCCCGGCAUGCCUCCCGUUGGGGGCCUGGGGAGGGCCGCCUGGAUGAGAUAACAGGGUGCUGUUUGUGCCCCUGUUUUUUAACAAAAGUCUUUCGAAUCAGCCGGAGUAGUUAGUGGGGAAGUGGCAGGGUACCUUGUAUAAAGCUAGACAACUGCAGUAUGGGAAGAAGGGACUGGACCCUGGCCUGACUCGGGGUAGUCCUCAGGCCCGGAGGGAGGAGCAGGGCUGCAGCGAGGCCUUAGCCUCCUCUUGCGUUGUUUACACGGUUUCCAUUCUCAUCUGAGAGUCCUGUGCUGGGUUACUUUACACUAGUGAAAUGCUAACCAGCCAUAUUGGCUCAAUAAAUAGCUUAAGGAGAGAAUUUCCUUCUAGAAAUCAGUGCCUAUUUUUCCUGGAAACUCAAUUUUAAAUAGUCCAGUUCCAUCUGAAGUCCAGCUGUUGUUCCCAUCCAGUGAUUUCCCAUGACACCCAGUAGGUCAGAUGAACCCUUUUUUCAUUUGCAGAUAUUUGCAUCCUUUGUAUUAAAAUUAUUUUGAAGGGGUUGCUUUGUUGGAUGGCUUUUUUCUUUUCCAGAGAGUAGAGAAGUGUACUUGGAAAGUAAUAUAUGUUUACAUCUAUUUGCAAAUUUCUGUAUAUGACUUUUUUUUUUCAAGUGUGAAUGUAACAGUGUACUGUGAAUUCCAUCUUGGUUACAAAUGAGACUCCUUCAGUCAGUGAUCCAAAUAAAAUCACUUGUGAAACUGC